AUGACCAUUGUGAUCCAUUGUAAAUAUGGCCUGAACACCUGUAAGAAGAUGGACGAGCUGGGAGCCAAGGGGCCGUGGGCGGACUGUGUGUUAUCCACUGGGGUCUACCACUGCUUCUCUCUGUCGCAGAUGCUUGAAUUGCCAGCCCACAUCCAGACCACCCGCGCCCUCAUGAUCACGGGCUCCAUCCUGGGACUGCCGGCCCUCGGUGUCAUCCUCAUGUCUCUGCACUGCAUCAACGUGGGCAACGAGCCUCAGAGCGCCAAGAACAAACGCACCGUGAUCGGAGGCGUCAUCACACUUAUCAUGGCUUCUAGAGCAAAGCAGCGGAAAGGACAGCGGGACGAAGACGUUUGGCUAACCCGGACAGGAGAAGAGUUUCUCGCGUCAGCUGAGCUGGGACUCGGGCAGGGAACAGGUACGGGACUACGAGCGCUAAAAAGCAUCUCACAUUGCACCAAACUUCCGCAGCGGGACAUGGCGCUCGUUGGCCUUUCAACCGAGGACCUGCUAACGAAGAUACGUGAGGCAGGUGUAGAGGUGACAGAAGUCGAAGCCCAGAGAUUCAGAGAUAGUGAGAGGAGAAGUUUGGUGCGGAGCAUCAAGAGAGACCUGCUCACUCUUCCUGAGGACGAACUGAUCCUAUUCGCCAAGUCACUGGGGCCCAUGCCCGGAGUGGACCUGUCACGUCUCACGUCAGAGGAUGAGGAGAGUUGUUUCCAGUACAUCAGUGGUGUGAUGAACAAGGGACAUCGAGCCAUGGGCUGUCUCAAGAAACCAUCGCGUCAGGGAAACUGGGACCGGUCUCUGUCAAGGGACAACCAGUGA
This is a messenger RNA of Knipowitschia caucasica, 828 nucleotides long. Lineage: Eukaryota; Metazoa; Chordata; Actinopteri; Gobiiformes; Gobiidae. The record is from the annotation of a GenBank genome assembly.